Mesocestoides corti is the source of this 888-nucleotide messenger RNA. The record is from the annotation of a GenBank genome assembly. NCBI's taxonomy places the organism in Eukaryota, Metazoa, Platyhelminthes, Cestoda, Cyclophyllidea, Mesocestoididae.
UUGGAUUCCUUACAGAUUGAUUGCCCUUUACCUUAUCCAAGAUUCCGUCCUGAAGUCCGCUUCAUUACUCCAAUCUUUCAUCCCAAUAUCUAUAUUGGUGACGGUGGCGUUUGCUUAAGCCUUCUCACUGAAUGGCAUAGUUGUUACAGCCUGUUGGAUGUGGUCAAGGCCCUCAUCUACUUAAUUGAGCAUCCAAAUUUCGAUUCUCCAAAUGACGAAUUUGCAACGAAUGAGGAACUUUACACGAAAAUGACAUUGCGGCUACUGGCUGGUCUGCGUGUAAAUGGGCGACGGUUUCCGCCUAACCAAGCCUGGUGUGAGUGGGCAGAGGCCAAUGGAUGCUUGCCUGUUGAUGACGAAGAGCUUGAAGACGAUUCAACCGACGCCGGAGGCGCAGUGCAUGUGGAGGCCCAACAGGAGCCGAACAACCGCAUUGAGUCUCUUCCUAGCGUUGCCACCUACGCACAUGAUGCAAAUGAGAAGACCCAUCGCCGUUUCUCCGAUGUUUCCUCUGACACUGUUCCUUCUUUUGCCAAAAUUCGAUUCUCUCUCGAUUCUUUGAGUUGCCAGUCAUCGUGGCCAUACUACGCGCAGGAUUACUAUUGCAUCUACUUUAACACGCAGCGCAUUCUAAUUGGCCACCCAAGUGUGAACGACGAACCUUCACCUCCUUCGGUAUUCUACUACAGCGAGCUCCUUGGUAGCCCUGACUAUCGAGGUGAACUCGGUGAUCUCUACAGCACGCUGUUCGCUGGUGACGUAUUGCCCACCAUGCAAGUCCACCGCGAAUCUAGACAAACCUCUUCUCUUUGUCCCUGGUACGACUAUUACCACAAUUCUUACCCCUCCUCCUGGUCCACGGAUUCCAACCACGGAGGCCUUCGUUGA